UUCUUGAGGAAGCGUCAACUUCUGCUGCAGCGAUUUUCUACGCCAAGAAUUUUUCGCAACGAGAAUUCCCUGCUCAUAUCGGUGUCUACGGCAAUUUGGGCGCAAAUUCAUAUUACCAACAACUUGUAAUUGACCGCGUGCAGUGAAGGCAGUGAAAACUGGUGCAAAAUGAGUGUGGAAGAGGAAGUGUUCAAAAUUCAGAAGAAACUGAACAAGAUGACAUCCCCGGACGGAACGGGCCAAGAGCAAGCAUUCGAUCUCCUGAAAACCUUACAAACUCUUGACAUCAAUUUGGACAUCUUAACCAAAACUCGUAUCGGCAUGACUGUCAACGAACUACGGAAAAGCAGCAAAGAUGAGGAAGUUAUCUCUUUGGCAAAAACCCUAAUCAAGAACUGGAAACGUUUCCUGGCCAAUACCCCAGCUCCAGCCACAGGACCAAGUAGCAAAGAAUCAUCAAACAGUAACAGCAAAUCAUCAAGUAAAUCAUCAUCAUCGUCAUCCAGCAAAAAAGAGGAAAAGAAGAAAGAAGAGAAGAAACAGGAAGAGAAGCCAAAAGUCCACCAGACAAGUUUCCCAGCUGCAAGCAAUUCAAUGACAGAUGCUGUAAGAUUGAAGUGUCGGGAAAUGCUUGCAAAUGCCCUUAAAGUCGACGGAGAACCACCAGAGGGUUGCCCAACACCCGAAGAAUUAUCCGAAGAGCUCGAGGAUGCUAUCUACGCUGAAUUCAGAAAUACAGAUGUGAAAUAUAAAAAUCGCGUACGAUCUCGUGUUGCAAACUUAAAGGAUUCUAAGAAUCCCACAUUGCGUAGUAAUUAUCUGUGCGGGGCCAUAACAGCACAACAACUCGCUAAGAUGACCCCAGAAGAGAUGGCAAGUGAUGAAAUGAAGAAACUCCGUGAGAAAUUCGUUAAAGAAGCAAUCAAUGAUGCCCAAUUAGCUACGGUGCAAGGCACAAAGACAGAUCUCCUGAAGUGCGGCAAGUGCAAGAAGCGCAACUGCACAUACAAUCAAAUCCAAACCCGAAGCGCUGAUGAACCGAUGACGACAUUCGUACUAUGCAAUGAAUGCGGUCAUCGUUGGAAGUUCUGUUAAGGAGACGGUGACAGCGCUCAUCUCCUUGCAUUAGUAAUAUUUUUAUUUCAUUAUAUUUUUGGGACUGUUUAGAUGCAAUUGCCCGAGGGAGCAGUUUGAAUUGAAUUCAAUAUGUCGUGUAUGUUGUGACUGGUCUUAAAAGCUUUCCAGGAGUUUUUCAGUUUAGCAAUGUUAUGUGCAAGCCCUACAAGGAUUAUUGAAAUUACAGAAGCUCACAUCAUGCUAGCAAACUAGAGCCAAGUCCGAAAUAUUGCGGUGCGGACGAGAUGCACAUCUAAAUAGUCCUGAAUUUAAAUUCGAUGUUCGUUUCCCCCAAUUGCGCUGACUGAAGCUAUCAAUGAAAACCGAUUUAAAGAAGACGCAAAGUUUAGAGAAAACACUACAAAGAUUAUGUCUAAACAAAAGUAAUAUAAAUCAUAUUUAAUUCAUUUUACACUUGCGACGAAAAGAAGAGUGUUUCUGCCGAUCUAAAAUUUACGCCCCCCCGAAAAAAAAGUUGAUUUGUACAUUUGUGUGAUGACAAGACAAAACAAGUUUACAAUGAUGGAAGUAAUUGAGCUGAAAACAAUACUGGAAAAUUGUUUUUCGUAGUGUUCUACUUGAUAAAAUGUUGCUUUUUCUUUUCACUCGACUUUUAAUUUGAUUAAAAAAAGGAAAAGAUUAGAGAUGAAAUCCUAGAUGUAGCCGAGGAAAAUACAUGCAAAAUGUAACUUGAUAUUGUAUUUGAGCGGAGAACUAUUCAUUUUUUGUAUUUAAUUCUAUAAUUUUAAAUAAAGUUUUAACAAGUAAGAUGGA
Messenger RNA from Hermetia illucens (black soldier fly), 1890 nucleotides. It is a transcript of the gene TfIIS, whose product is annotated as transcription elongation factor S-II. Gene Ontology annotation, cellular component: nucleus. Gene Ontology annotation, biological process: DNA-templated transcription; transcription elongation by RNA polymerase II. The transcript is spliced from 2 exons. Gene Ontology annotation, molecular function: zinc ion binding; nucleic acid binding. The record is from RefSeq and is a predicted model, not a curated record. NCBI's taxonomy places the organism in Eukaryota, Metazoa, Arthropoda, Insecta, Diptera, Stratiomyidae. Bases 169 to 1095 code for a protein of 308 amino acids.